Molecule: messenger RNA, 1393 nt
Organism: Scatophagus argus
Lineage: Eukaryota; Metazoa; Chordata; Actinopteri; Scatophagidae
Product: H-2 class II histocompatibility antigen, A-U alpha chain-like
Exons: 4
Coding region: 206-937 (243 amino acids)
Biological process (GO): positive regulation of T cell activation; immune response; immunoglobulin production involved in immunoglobulin-mediated immune response
Cellular component (GO): MHC class II protein complex; membrane
Molecular function (GO): MHC class II protein complex binding
Source: RefSeq, a predicted model, not a curated record
ACAUGGCUGUCUGCCACUAGAUGGCAGCAAUUACUCGGUUAAAAUCUGAGUUACAUCUCCAGUGUUUUUAAAAGUGGAAACGUUGUUGUCACUGACUUACCGGCAAUGAUUGGUUUGUGUUAUAAGGAAGUUAUCAAGGAACAAACUGCAGGCUGUGAAACCAGCUCAGUUUGGUGUUGGGCUGGACCUGAAGUGCAGCACGGUGAUGAAUCUGUUCCAAGUUCUACUGGUUAUUUGUCUUGUAAAAUGCAGUCUUGAAACUGCAGGGAAACACUUGCUUCGCUUUUUGACCUUCUGUCAAAGAGACGUGCUGGGCGACGGCCAGUAUGAUAUUGAAUAUGACGGCGAUCAGCUCCUCUACGUUGACCCCGUCACCUAUCAGGUAGUCGAGCGUCUGCCGGAGUUUGCACAGCAGUGGACGCCUGAUCCUGGACUGGCUCGGGACACGUACUUGUCCGUGGGUACCUGCCACUACAACAUCCCACGGUACACAAAGGCAGAAAGUGAUCCUCCAGUGCUAGCCAGUCCCACCUCGAUGAUCUACCCCAAGCAGGAGGUAGAACUUGCCGUCCCCAACACCCUCAUCUGCUUUGUCAACAACUUCCAUCCGCCUGACAUCCAAAUCACCUGGACCAAGAACGGGCAGCUGGUGGAGGAGACGGAGGUCAGUCAGACUCAGUACUACUCCAACAGCGACUUCAGCUUCCGCAUCUCGUCCUACCUGGACUUCACUCCGCAGCAGGGCGACAUCUACUCCUGCAGCGUGGACCACAUCAGCCUGAGGAUGCCGCUCAACAAGUUCUGGGAAGUUGAAGCGCACCCAGAUGGGCAGGUUGUGGAGACGGCAGUGUGUGUUUGUGGUGUGAUCGUGGGGCUGAUCGGACUCGUCACAGGACUCUGGUUGAUCAGGAAAGCCAACAAGCUAUGUCAGACGUAGCAAACAUCACGACAAACACCUGAAUUUCGAUGUCAGACGUGUGAUUGUUGUCAUCUUUUUUCCUUUGUGAUUUGUGAGAUGAUGUGAGAUUUCUUUCUCUCCCCAUCACAGUUUUAUUGUUUUCACACCUGCAGUGUUUUCUGUGGCCUGUGCCUGUUUUUCCCCCAUCUGUGCAACAGAACUGAACCUAAACCUGAGCUAUAAAUAAUACCAGUAAAAACAAUAGUUUGGCUUAGCAUAAAGAGCAGAAACUGGAGAGAGCGAGAGCUGAGAUUAUCAACUGAUGACGCAGAUAGCCAUCAUUCGUUUUACACUAGCAUGUAUUUAUUUUUCUAUUAAUAUAUAUAAAAGAAUGCAGAGGCUUUACUCACGUUUUGCAGUAGCACACCUACAGAUUUUUAACUUAUUGUGUUUGUCACAUACAAAUAAAGCAAAUAAAGGGAAGCUGAAAGUGUC